GCUCUCGUGGCAUGAGUCGCGAUAGUAUAUUCUUAGUAGAAAAGUUGCAAAACUUGACAAGGUUCGCAGACACCGAGGGUGACAAAGCGGGAAUGGCGUACGGGAAACUACACGUAUUACCAUUGAGUCUCUUCAUCUUGAUUCCCGUGACAUUCGUAAUUACAUACACCAUAUCAGUGCAAUGGGACCACGUGGUACCUGGAUUCCCUUAUAUAUCAGAGACCGGCACAUUAUCACCGGAAUCCUGCAUAUUUGCGCAAUGCCUAAACAUUGCAGCUCUUUUACUCGGAUGCUGUGUCUACAUUAGGCAUCGACAAGUACUGCAAUGGCAGAUAGAGAGAGGUCGUGAUCUUGUAAGCAGAAGAAUUAUUACGGUGACCGCGUGCUGCGGCAUCCUCGCUUGUUUCGGUCUAGACAUACUCGCCAAUUUUCAAGAGGCUCGCGUAAUCGCCGCUCAUAUGGUGGGAGCGAUGACUUGCUUCUCUGCUGGCACUCUCUAUUUCUGUUUUCAGACAUAUUUAAGUUAUAAGAUGGUACCAGCUAUGAACGGCACGAUUGUUGUUUAUGUGCGCGCAAUUCUCUCGGCUCUCACAUUGAUAUUAACGAUUGCUACUAUCAUUCCUGGCUACAUCUCGAUGUCUGAAUUUCAAGGUAAUGAUUACAAAAAGUGGCUACCGGCAGACGGUGGUUGGGGAUGGCACGUCGCGAGUACUACGUGCGAGUGGAUUCUUGCAAUAGUUUAUUGCGCAUUUCUUCUGACAUUUGUUUUGGAAUUUCGAUUAAUUAACUUUGAAGACCCCGUAGUUACGUUAAUGUAUUUGGAUAAAAUAGAGAACACAGCGACGCCGCACAAAACGGAAGUGACAAUGCCACAAGAUACGUAAUUUCUUUUCUACAACAAUUCGUCAAGCUUCCAUUAGAUAUAUAGUACUAGCUAUAUUUAGUCUUGCACAUUCCAAUCUCUCCAUAUAAUAUAUAUUAUAUCUCUGACAGUUAUUACACAUUAACGCAAAGAAAAAGAACGAGAGACUAACAAGGAGAAUGUAACAUAUACAUAUGCAUGUAUAUUGCAAAGAAUUGUAAAAAAAAAAACCGGUAAUUGAGUCUGUCACGACGGAAAGCCAAGAGUCGAAAUAUGAAUUUCUUACAUCCGUCGAAAACAAAAUAGAAAAGAAAUAUUAAUUAAGAAUGCAAGCUGUAUAUAAUACUAGCGAAUAAGAAGAAAAUCGUUAUACGUUAUACUGGCUUUUUCUUCCUUAACACUUUAUUACUUUGACAAUGUCAUUAAUUUAAAUGCAGUUGUAAGACAUAUUAUAAUUACGUAGCCAGUGAUAAAUAUGCCAUUAUCAAGAAUUGACAUCUCCGAACAGCGCAAGAUUAGAUUGCAGGCAUUAUGAGUGCAGACAAAGAAAUUUAAGACUCAUACCAUCAAUUAUGAUCAAUUGUGCGGCUUAACUAUGACAGCCAAUUCCUGUUUUUGUAGCGGUUAUUAUAUGAUGUGUG
Molecule: messenger RNA, 1503 nt
Organism: Cataglyphis hispanica
Lineage: Eukaryota; Metazoa; Arthropoda; Insecta; Hymenoptera; Formicidae
Product: DNA damage-regulated autophagy modulator protein 1-like
Exons: 7
Coding region: 12-884 (290 amino acids)
Source: RefSeq, a predicted model, not a curated record